Boleophthalmus pectinirostris (great blue-spotted mudskipper) is the source of this 3478-nucleotide messenger RNA. RefSeq names its product tribbles pseudokinase 2 (gene trib2). The record is from RefSeq and is a predicted model, not a curated record. NCBI's taxonomy places the organism in Eukaryota, Metazoa, Chordata, Actinopteri, Gobiiformes, Gobiidae. Gene Ontology annotation, biological process: protein phosphorylation; positive regulation of proteasomal ubiquitin-dependent protein catabolic process; regulation of MAP kinase activity. Gene Ontology annotation, cellular component: nucleus. The transcript is spliced from 3 exons. Gene Ontology annotation, molecular function: mitogen-activated protein kinase kinase binding; ATP binding; protein kinase activity. The coding region runs from base 996 to 2024 and encodes 342 amino acids.
AGAACCCCUCCUCCGUGCGUCCGCAGGCACUGGGCUUUCUCUCCGCUCGGAACAGGCGCAGUGUGUGCGUGCAGCCUCUGAAUGGACUAGUUUCCCCAGCCACGUAAGAAGCAGCACCACGACACAGGGAGAGGAUGUCCUGCUAAACCACCGGGAUAGGCCUGGAAAAGUUGGCCGUUAUCCCUUUAUAUCCUUUCCAAACCUCGCCACACCAGAACCAACGAAAACGCACGAUAUUUUUCUUCCAUUUCAACAAGAAACCGGCCAAAAAGGACUCGGCGCGCACAAAGAACAACUGCGUUUUCCGAUGCGCUUUUUUGCCGCUGUGGUAGAUGACAAUUCCCGUGCAUGGAUAAUACGAUCUGCUGGAACGAGGCCGUGCACUGACCUAGUACUAGUUUAGCAAAAGAGGCUAGGUGGUUAGCUCUGCACCUGCUGGCACAGUUUGUCUGUCGAUUUACGUAACAUUAUCUAAAGAAAAAAACCUCCUAGACCUAGUUUGCUUGCGGGUGAUGGUCGUACUCGCAAGCUGCAUACGUGAAAUUGUUUCGAUUUUACGAAACGUGCCAUAAAAUUCCUGCAAAAUAAGCUAGCGAAGGAGAUUCUCGCUUCAUUCAUUGUAGAAAUUGACUUUUUGUAGCCUUUGUUUAAGAUUUUCCGUCGUUGAUCGAACUGUUUUUUGUUAAUGAAAUUGCAGCAGGUCUGUAAAGCGUAGUGGACAGGGCCAGUAGUAGUUUAAUCCUGGUCUUUUAUGUUAAAUCGAUCACAAAGGAAUCAAGUUUAUAGCCGGAUUGCACAUGAAAUUACGCGUACUUUGUGAAUGACUUCCUAUUUGCCAACGUGCAGAUAUUAGCGUGCAUAUUUUCCAUUUGAGGAAAGUCUAGUUUAUCCAUUUAUUUACUUGUUUAUUCAAAGUUUGGCUCGGUGUCUGACAUUGCAUCAGGACGCAAACGAGGCAAGCCAAGCGAUUUUGUGGAGCUCUUUCACCAUUCCUCAUGAACAUACAAAGGUCAAAUCCUAUUAACAUUUCACGUUAUGGGAGAUCGCGACACAAAACGCACGAUUUUGAAGAAUUAUCUUGUCUAAGGACUACAGAGAGUUUCAGCCCCAACCUCGGAUCGCCAAGUCCGCCCGAGACCCCCGACUCUUCCCACUGUAUCUCCCGGAUCGGGGAUUACCUUUUGUUGGAACCAUUGGAGGGAGACCACGUUUUCAGAGCCGCCCACCUGCACAGCGGGGAAGAGCUCAUAUGUAAAGUCUUCGACGUUGGCCGGUACCAGGAGUCUCUGGCGGCCUACUUCGCCCUGGGACAGCACCAACACAUAAACCAAAUCCUGGAGAUCCUUCUGGGCGAAACCAGGGCCUAUGUGUUCUUCGAGAGGAGUCACGGGGACAUGCACUCUUUCGUCCGCACCUGUAAGAAGCUGCCAGAAGAAGAGGCUGCCAGACUGUUCCACCAGAUAGUAUCCGCUGUAGCACACUGCCAUGACAAUGGACUGGUCCUACGAGACCUAAAACUCAGAAAAUUUGUCUUCAAGAAUGAGGAGAGAAACCUGGUGAAGCUGGAGAGCCUGGAGGACACGUACAUCCUGGACGGUCUCGACGACUCCCUGUCCGACAAACACGGAUGCCCCGCCUACGUCAGCCCCGAGAUCCUCAACGCCAACGGCAGCUACUCCGGGAAGGCCGCGGACGUGUGGAGCCUGGGUGUAAUGCUCUACACCAUCCUCGUGGGGCGCUAUCCAUUCCACGACAUCGAACCGGGCUCCCUGUUCACCAAAAUAAGACGGGGCCACUUCAACAUCCCAGAGACUUUAACUCCCAAGGCGAAAUGCUUGAUCCGCUCCAUCCUGCGUCGCGAGCCAAACGAAAGGCUAACGUCCCGCGAGAUACUUGCGCACCCUUGGUUCGUCUCCUCCGGGGGGCUGGGGGGCGCCACGGGUCACGGCAAAGCGGAGAGGGACCAAGAGCAAACGGUGCCUGAUGUCAACAUGGAGGAGGAGCUGGAGCAGUUUUUCAGUUGAGUUUGAAACAUCCAAUCCAAGCACAAUCGGACAUCGCCAAGGUCAGCCCGCCAAGCUAAGCGCACACCCGGGCCAAAACGAGUAGUGAAAUAGAAAUAGAUGAGCGUUUGUCACUCUUUAUAAAGGUUUUUCCAUCUUGUUUUCCGUUCCAUCUUUUUUAAAUUGGAAAACCUCGAGCCUGGUUUGACAAAUGUUAUCUAAUCGUCACCUGGUACAGCACCCAGCCUGAGCCUGAACGGGGGGAGGGUGCUACCAAUCAUGCAAGUCGCAAAUGUAGCAAUUGUUGUUUUCGGUUUAUGUGGUGCUCUUAAAGAUAGAUUCAUUGGCCAUUUCUGACACUAUGUAUGGAAAGCAUGAAGGGACAAACGACGGGAAACGAAAGGAGAAGAAGAAAUAAAGCUGACCAACUGCAGCACCGCACCUUUUCCAUUGCGUUUUCUUUUAGUGUCCGCAGACCAACGUCGUCAUCAACAUGGCUAAUCUCAUUUCGUUGAAGUUAUAUUUUAAUGUUUUGUUCUUUGAAUCAUUAACAUAAGUAUUUUCAGUUCAUUUUUACUUCUUCAUCUGUCUGUUUUGAGUUGUUUUCAGUACUAUCCAGUCAUGAAAGCUGCCUUCGUCACUCCCAAAGCUCACUCAACGGUUUCCUGAUUAACCCAAAAAAACAUCAUGCACUUACUGUGUUAGUGAAUGGACAGUUCAACCUCUAUGAAAUUAGCUUCCUCUUAUUUAAAUGAAUUCUUCAGUUGUAGAAACAAAAGAGCAAAACAUUUAUUUAAAUUGUAACAGUGAUAUAUAAAUAUAUAAAAUAAAUAUAUAUAUAUUUAAAUCUAAGUACAUUGCAGGGUUUUCUUUCUUCGGAGAUUCCUUUUUCAUGUAUAAUGUAGGCAAUAUCUCGACACAAGACAGGCGAGGUCUGUCUGAAGUUUUGUAUCAGACUUUUCUGUGCCAGUUUUCUCGCAAUUCUUUCUGUUCAAACCUGGCGCAGAUGUUCAGUUGAUUCUGGCUGUAGGACCUUUACUUUUCUAUGCCUGCGUAGGUCCUGUGAUCUCAGAAUACAGAGUACAGUGGACUUUUGGUCGUAUUUCAAUGUUCUUCAGUUGUGUUUUUUAAUCUAGUCAUGGCAUGUACCCCAUGGAUGCUAUAGCUCGCCUCACGGGGAGGAAGGGAGGGAGGGGGGAGCUUGUUUUUCUUACAAAAUUUCAACGUAAACAUGUUAAAUUUGCUACUUUCUGAGUUGCUUUUUCAAUAAUCCCGACUAUUGCUUUACUGGUUUUGUAGACUGAGCUCUGUUCUUUCAGUUGGUGCUGAUUUGGUGCUAUGUUUAGUCCUUUAGUUUCAUGGAGGGAGGAGGUGCAUGGUGGUAUAUCUGCCUCACAUGUUCUGAUUGUAUUGUAACAGAUUCUUGUGUUUUGUCCAAAUUUAUUCAGUAAAUAAAUUGUGAACUGCUACUUUCA